GUCAUCUAAACAGGACCCUUAGGAAGCGUAGUCGCCAUUUUGGCUCAAUGCUAAGUUAAAAUUUUUGCCUGGUUUAUAAACGUUACCUUCCUUUUUAUAUUAUUUCUUUCACUGUCCUGUUGUGACACCCUCUGUGUAAUAUUGGUGAUACUGGAUAUUGAUUCGCAUUUUUUGUUUUAUUAAUAUAGCGGAUAACACUUUGUAACUUGUGUGUUUUACUUAACAUGGGAGGAUGCUCCGCACCGAAUUGCUCCAAUUCAACGACAAUUGGAAAGCAGUUAUUUCGUUUCCCAAAGGACUCUGUAAGAAUGAAAAAAUGGGUGAUUAAUUGCCGGCGAGAUUUUAUACCUACCACAUGUUCCAGGUUGUGCGAGGAUCACUUCGAGCCGAGCCAGUUUGAAGAAAUCGCAAGAUCUCCUGCAGGAGGAAAGAAGCUAAAGCCAAAUGCUAUCCCCACAGUAUUUGAUGUGCCUGAUCCACCUUCACCCAUCCUUAUGAAAGAAUUGAAAAUAAAAUUGGACUAUGCUGGUAAGAGGACCCGUGGCGAUCAUGGUUAUGCUCGGAAGCAGCUAUGCAGUGAAACAGGAGAGCCUGAAAACAAUGGGGAAAACAAUGAAGAAGAUGACAGCUGUAGGGAGUGUGAUCGGUUCAAGGCACAUUUGGAGCAGCAAUAUCUCAACAAUGCUAUAUUGCAAAGACAGGUUGAAGAAAUGAAGAAAAAACUAAAUAAACUAAAUAAAAUAGAAAAAAGCCUGCAAAAUUUUCUGUUUGAUGAUCAGAUACGUGCCCUCUCGCUAACAAAGCGUUCCAGACGUGCUGUGUGGUCACGGAACACCGUGCAAUCUGCUCGACUGAUCAGAGCUGCUGUAGGAGGGAAAGGAUAUGAGUUUUUAAGAGAAUUAGGCUAUCCACUCCCUUCAUACAGGACUCUGUGUAACAGAGUUGAACCCACUAUUAUUCUGCCACCUGCAGUACCAGAAGAGGUGUCAGAGAUUUCUGCUGCUCUUGCUCUCCUGCCAAGCUCCAGCCCUACCACUGUUUUUGGGAAUUAGAGAUGGUAGGGUGAUACAUUACAUUUGGUCAUAGAGCCCUGUUCAUGAGCAGUAUUUGUUGAAAAACUUUUUUUUUUUUUUGAAAGGCAGUUUUGAUUAAGAAAAUAAGGUUUUUGAUUAACUUUCUUGGCUGUUUCAAAGAAGCUGUAGUUUUCUUAUGUUUCCAAAAAACACUCUUAGCCAUGGAGAGCAUUUACAAAAAGAGUCUUUGUUAAAAAUAAGUAAAUAAUGCAAAAAACUAAUUGUUAGUUUAAAGUCAAUACAUUUCUUUUGGCAUACUUGAAG
Messenger RNA from Polyodon spathula (Mississippi paddlefish), 1337 nucleotides. RefSeq names its product 52 kDa repressor of the inhibitor of the protein kinase-like. The coding region runs from base 225 to 1052 and encodes 275 amino acids. The record is from RefSeq and is a predicted model, not a curated record. Lineage: Eukaryota; Metazoa; Chordata; Actinopteri; Acipenseriformes; Polyodontidae. The transcript has 4 exons. Gene Ontology annotation, molecular function: sequence-specific DNA binding.